UCUAGACUUUAAGUCUCCAAAUUUUUACAAAAGAUUAUAUUGAAUAAAAUAUCGCUUUUAACCUGUCAUUCGGAAAUUGUUAUAUUUACCUAUUUGUAAUGCUUGAAUUUUGAGCUCCUUUUUUUUUAAUUUUGUGGAUUAGUUAUUUAUUGUAAAUGCCAAAUAAAUCGAAAUGUAUUUUAAAAUAUUUUAUUUUAUUUUCUCCUUGCCUACAUUCAUUUCUUUUGAUAUGAAUCACAUUUUUCCUUGGCGGUGCACGUUAGCAAUUUAGAGAAUGGCUUGAAUUGUGACUUACAGGCCUGCGAAUGGUAUUGCGUAUUUGUUGGUAUGAUUAUUAAUAGGCCCUUUAAAAAAACUCCAGUUCAUCAUUUACUAUUCAAACAAGAUCACUUAUCUUGUGUGAUGAUUCUACUUCAAUAAUGUCCAUUCUGCUGCUGUAGGAAAUAAACUACCAUUGGCUUUUGUUUUAGAUGAUAAAUGGAAUGGUUAGUUGACAGUGUUACUGGUGGCUAGCGUUAUUGAUCUGGCGGAAGCACCACUAUUGAAUGUUCAUUGUUUCCUGGACACUACUCAGUACCUUUGUACACAUUUUUUGGUAAUUAUUCUCCAUAUUCCUUAUAGUAGUUAACCACUCCCAUCCCCUGCUUUACAGAUUGGCCUGUUCAGAUGUCAUAGUAGCUUUGUUGGAAUUCAAGAGUAAAUAUAUGCAGGCACUGUUGUUAGCAACCCCUCAGCAAGAUUCUGGUGUUUUUCCAUAUUGUAGUUUAUGUUUAGGGCCUCACGCUGAGGAGAAGAUGGAAGUGAACGUCCUCAAGAAAGAACCCAGACGAGAUCCAUGAUACCUGAGUCAUAAAACAAAAGGAAAUGUGGAAGCGUUUUUUAUGGAGACUGUGACAGGGAAGACGCUCAGUGUUCUGGCAGUCAGUUUCCAGCAGAGGAACACUAACCAGUGCUGUUUGUUUUCAGUCAUUGUCAUGAAUAGCAGUGUUAAAGCAGUAGUGAUUAUAAAUUCAUAUGUAAAAUAUAGUCCAAGAUUGCAGGAAGAUACCUUUAAGCAUUUUUUGUUACAUUGUAAAUGUAAUAUCCACAAAAGUUAUGCUCCCUGGUGCCCUGCGUGUCAGAAUCUUCAGCCAGAAUGGGAAAGCUUUGCUGAGUGGGGAGAAGAUCUGGAGGUUAAAGUUGCAAAAGUGGACGUCACAGAGCAGACAGGGCUGAGUGGACGGUUUAUCAUAACUGCUCUUCCUUCUAUUUACCAUUGUAAAGAUGGUGAAUUUAGGCGCUAUCUGGGCCCAAGAACUAAGAAAGACUUCAUAAACUUCAUAAGUGAGAAAGAAUGGAAGAACGUUGAACCUGUAUCAUCAUGGUUUGGUCCAAGCUCUGUUCUGAUGACCACUAUGUCAGCACUUUUUCAGCUCUCUGUGUACAUCAGGACUAGCCACAGCUAUUUUGUUCAUGACCUUGGAAUCCCGGCAUGGGGCUCAUACUUGGUUUUUGCUUUCGCAACAGUGCUCUCAGGACUCCUGCUGGGACUCUGUAUGAUAUUUGUAGCAGAUUGCCUUUGCCCUUCAAAGAGGCGCAGACCACAGCAACAGCCUACAAAAAAACCAUCACCAGAAUUUUCUCAACCUCUGAAGAAAGUGGAGGAAGAACAAGAGGCUGAUGAAGAAGACGUUUCGGAAGAGGAGACAGAAAAUAGAGAGGGAGAGAGCAAAGACACUCCUCAGAGUGGCCUAAGACAGCGCUGCGUGGGCCCGUCAUCGGCCACAGACAAAUCCUAAGUUUUACACAUAUCUUAAUACUAUGAUUUUGGCAGAACUGAAGAUUGGUGAUGAUCUCUGUUGCAAACUGAACUUGACUUGCUGUAUAUACAGUUUAUAGGUUGUCGCUAGGUUGGACAGUUUUCAUUCAGGAAAUAAAAGCAGUUAGACAUAACAGUUUGAAAGAUGAUUUAAGAAUAUUAUGAUGGUUUAAAGUUGUUUAAUUUCAGAAGAGCCUGGUGCCAAGCACUGAGACUUGUGUUUAUAUUUAAUAAUCUAUUUUGUGUGCGACUCAAAACUGCCUUUCCCAAGAUUUGCAUUACUGGGGUAUUUAAGAAAAUCACCGUAGAGAGAAGGAUUUCUCAUUUCACAGCAUUUUCUCAGUUUCACUGUGUGAAAAAGGAUCAUAUUUCCCAUAAGUGGGAGCAUUGCCCAUGUUUCCAGACGUGUACUUCAUGAUAGCGCUACGCUUUGGUAGAGUCCAUAGCUUCCUCACAGAUUUUGGAUUAUACAGCUAACAAAACUACCUUACCUUAUAGCUUUCAUUUCCACACAUUACAUUUAGGAUAUGCUGCUGACUUAAGAAGUUUUUAUAAGUCUAUGGCAUUGUGUUAAUUCUUAAGGUCGAUGCCUGUUUUGGUCUCGUGUUCACUGUAUGAUUUUUAUUUGCCAUGUGUUUUUAAAGUUGGAAAAAAUUAACAAUAUCACUGUUUGUUUACUGUGGGUAAACAGAACUUUUCUAUCCUUUUAAGUUGAAGUUUACGGAGAGAACCAUCAAACUGAACUGUUUACUUGAAAAUGUACAAAUUUGGCUAUACAUUCCAGAUUUUAAAUUAUUAUUAAAUGGUCUUGACGUUUUCUUUUCUCUUUUUAAUGCGAAGAUGAAAUUUUCUGAUUUUUAAAAUUUGAUGUGGAAAAGCUUUGGUAUUUUAUAUUUUGGAAAUUCAGAGCUUAAUUUGAUGUAAAAUGAAGUCUGCAUUCUACUCAAGAAAUAUCUACUACUAUGUGAUUUUACUGUAUCUCUGUCCUCUACAGGUUCUUGAUGAAUUUUAUAGUCAGGAUAUUGCUUUGUGUUUGAAAAUCGUAACACUGUUAUGUUUUAAAGACAAAUUUCAUAUUGUAUUGUUCUUGACUGCUAGUACUGUGCAUCUCACAAGUGGAGAUCAGGUCAGCAAGAUGACUACAUGGAUUUCAUCUUACAGAAAGGGAAGGGUGUCGUCGGGGAUUGUCUGAUGUCUGGAAGGGGAAAACAGACUAAAUUCUUCAUGAGUCAUCCAGCCUUUGUGGAAUAGAUGGUGUCUGUGAUGCUCCCUCCCCUUACGUUCUCUGUGUGAAUUCCUUAGACUCGCAGAACUGUGAUGUGUGACAGCUUCCUUUAGGCCUCUCCUUUACAGUAUUAAAUGUUCUGCUGUCAGUUAUGUAGUUUGUGGUGGCUUAGAAAAACAUUCUAAGCACAAAAUAAAUGUUUCUAAGCACUUCAGUGAUGGUGAAGAGAAGUAUGAUUUCUGUUGGUUUCUUUUCAGAGUCUGUAACCCAGGCUGGCCUCCAGCACUGUAUAGCCAAGAGUGAUAGAACCAAUGGUCCUCCACCCCUAUUAGCCGGAGGGUAGGACUGUGGGCGUGCACCAUCCCUGAGUGCCCUCCUGCAUGCCGGGCAAGCAUGAGCUCAGUCUCUAGCCCAGCAGUGAUAGUAAGCAGGUUCCGUUCUUAACCACUUACCCCUCAGCAGUGCUCUGGGACAUGGGGUAGGGCCACCACCUGCGUGCUUCCUGUGGUCCCAGAUGACUAGUCUUGUCAAUCAUUUCAGGAGAACAAUGCUCUGUAGUCAACAUUUUGUUCUUAGUGUUUCUGUUGUUCUCUAACAUUGGUAAGUUUUUAACUAGAAAAUGCUUUAUUACAGAAAAAUAAAAGUAUACUGAAUUAA
Messenger RNA from Rattus norvegicus (Norway rat), 3680 nucleotides. RefSeq names its product thioredoxin-related transmembrane protein 1 (gene Tmx1). NCBI's taxonomy places the organism in Eukaryota, Metazoa, Chordata, Mammalia, Rodentia, Muridae. Gene Ontology annotation, cellular component: endoplasmic reticulum membrane; endoplasmic reticulum; extracellular region. Gene Ontology annotation, molecular function: enzyme inhibitor activity; disulfide oxidoreductase activity; protein-disulfide reductase activity. Gene Ontology annotation, biological process: negative regulation of triglyceride biosynthetic process; response to endoplasmic reticulum stress; positive regulation of ERAD pathway. The record is from RefSeq and is a predicted model, not a curated record.